Molecule: messenger RNA, 1611 nt
Organism: Fonsecaea multimorphosa CBS 102226
Lineage: Eukaryota; Fungi; Ascomycota; Eurotiomycetes; Chaetothyriales; Herpotrichiellaceae
Exons: 1
Coding region: 1-1611 (536 amino acids)
Biological process (GO): rRNA processing; DNA-templated DNA replication
Cellular component (GO): nuclear pre-replicative complex
Molecular function (GO): protein binding
Source: RefSeq, a predicted model, not a curated record
AUGCUCACAGAAAGCUUCAUUGCAGCGACUCUGACUGCGAAUAAAGCUGCAGCACAUGCCAGCGCCGCCUUGAAAGAUGUAGGCAUUUUCCUUCACGAGUUUCAACCUCAGCGUGUCUUUCGGCAAGGCUUCAAGAAGAGUUCAACUCAACCAGGCUGUGUGGCAAUCAGUGAUUCGCACAUCUUCGCGGCUCAGGCAGACAAAGCAGUGGUGAAUGUCUAUAGUCGAGAAAGGGUCAAUCAAGAAGCCACUGUCCCAUUCCCCGAGCGGGUAUCGAGUCUCGCCUAUGCUAAUGGGGCAGAAAUCUUGGUUCUAGGGACCGAAGGAGGAAGAUUGAUUCUGUGGGAAGUGGCAACGGGCAGAGUAACAAACUCAGCAGCCUCUCAUCUUCAAGCAGUUUCGUGUCUUUGCAUCACUCCUAGGAACGAAUACAUUAUUUCUGGUUCUGCUGACUCGAGUAUUCACGUUUGGUCGCUAGCAAAACUAGUUUCCUUCGCGCCACCUUCAGAUAGCUAUGAGGACGACGGCACGUCAAAUGCCCCUGUCAAGGCCUUCUCCAGGCAUCGAACGGCUCUCAGUGCAUUGAUCUGUGGCCACUCUAGCAUCACCACCAAUUUUGCAGUUUCGGCUUCCAACGAUGGGACUUGCCACAUCUGGCAUAUCGAAUCAUGUCAAGUCUUGCAGACUCUAUUGUUGCCCUCCCAUGCCGUUUCCAUCGCACUUGACCCCGCGGACAGAGCUAUAUAUUUCGGAUGUCAUGAUGGGAGGAUCCAUUCCUGGGACAUCUUUCAGCAAUCCCCAAGAUACAGCAUUUCAUCAUCUGGCCCUUCAACUAGGCCGGCCAUACAACUUAUGGACAAGGACAGUUGGAAAGCCCCAUCCACCAACGUUGGAACGGCAAAUUGUGUCACACUAUCGUAUGACGGGACAUCGCUACUCUCCGGCCACGUGAAUGGAACUGUCAUCCGGUGGGAUGUUGCUAAGCGUCGAAUCCUGCAAGAGAUCACAAAUUUCAGCCAACCAAUUACCAAUAUCGAGAUGCUCAAACCUGAAGGCUUUCCGAACGCGAAAAGACCCAAGUAUACUAUCUCAAGCAUUGUGAAGCCCAAUCUUGAGUUGACCUCGUCGAAGGACAAGGGUACCUGCGGUGUCCCCGCGAAGUACGGUCUCCAUGUCACGAUCACUGCUCCAAGGAACCCAUCCGAACAUGACGAGUUCGAACAAGCUCUUGCAGGUCCGGGAUUCUCCCAAUCUAUGCUGGACGCGGCCGUCCGCUCAUUGGAAUUGGGGAACGCCUCUUCGCAAAUCUCGCUCCCGCCAGAUGCGACCGAGAUAUCCAAAUCAGAAAGACUCGAAGAGGAAGUCUCCAAGUUGAAGCAGCAGCUCGCCGUCCUGCACAACCUGGAAGCAAGUCGAAGGGACAGGAAGCUUACAAGAAUGACCAAGCGAGAUGAGUUGGCGUUGAAGAAGAGAGAAGCAUAUUUUGAAGCGAAAAGGCAGGGAAAGGACGGGGAUGCGGCGAUGAAAAAGUGGGAGAAGAAGGAGGCAGAGCUCGAUCGUGAAAGCGGGGAAGAAGAUCUCGGAGAAGGGGAAGAAAUGGAGGAUGGCUGA